This is a messenger RNA of Silurus meridionalis, 6927 nucleotides long. It is a transcript of the gene cadm2a, whose product is annotated as cell adhesion molecule 2a. NCBI's taxonomy places the organism in Eukaryota, Metazoa, Chordata, Actinopteri, Siluriformes, Siluridae. The transcript is spliced from 11 exons. The record is from RefSeq and is a predicted model, not a curated record. The coding region runs from base 313 to 1629 and encodes 438 amino acids.
AGACGAAGAGAGAGAAAGAGAGCGAAAGAGAGAGAGGCACAGAGCUGCGCUCACACACACUCAUACACACACGUACACGCACAUACGCGCGCACACGCACGCAAACGCUCGUGCGCAUCGCUCCUCCGUUGGCACGGCUCACGGUCUUUCGCCUUCGCUCCGACGAGCGCCACGGGUGGGAAGCGCGAAGUUGCUCGAAAGGAGCCGCGGGGAUCCCCAUCGUCGCGGCGAACACCUGGAUAAGGAGCGCGGAGAGCGCAGCGUAAGGGACCAACGCGCGCGCGCGCAAGUCGAACCGGAACGCGGACCAUCAUGCUCGGCAAGCAGCACAUGCUCUUUGCCCUGUACGGCAUCUGCGGGAUCCUGCUAAAAGCGGCGGCAACGAAAAACAAAGUGAAAGGAGCCCAAGGCCAGUUCCCAAUUGUCCAGAAUGUGACGGUGACAGAGGGAGGGACGGCCAACCUGACCUGUCGCGUGGAUCAUAAUGACAACACUUCCCUCCAGUGGUCAAACCCAGCACAGCAAACUCUCUUCUUUGGGGAUAAGAAAGCGCUGCGAGACAACCGGAUUGAUCUGAUCCGAGCCUCAUGGCAGGAGCUCACCAUCAGCAUCCGCGAGGUUACGCUCGGAGACGAAGGGCUUUACACUUGUUCCCUCUUCACCAUGCCUGUCAAAACAGCCAAGGCCUAUCUGACUGUACUGGGAGUGCCAGAGAAACCAGAGAUCAACGGUUUUAUGAAGCCAGCCAUGGAAGGAGACAAGAUCACCCUGACAUGUGUGACUUCGGGCAGCAAGCCAGCCGCAGACAUCAGGUGGUUCAGGAACGAGAAGGAGAUUAAAGGAGCAAAAGAGGUAAAUGCCAGCGGGAAGACAUUCACGGUCAAGAGCUCGGUGCAUUUGCAGGUGGACAGGAAUGAUGACGGUGUUGCCUAUACGUGUAAAGUGGUUCACGAGGCCCUACGGUUUAUCCCACAGCAAGCAACCGAAGUGCUCGAAGUGCACUAUGCCCCACGUGUGGAGAUCAGGCAUUCUCAAACUUUACCACAAGAAGGAGAUAUUCUCAAGUUGGAAUGUGUGUCUAAUGGCAACCCCUCGCCUGAUCCAGUGAAAUGGACGAAAGAUGGGGGCAAACUGCCAGACUUGGACCGCCUGAUUGUGGACGGCAGAGAACUCACUUUCAUAUCUUUAAAUAAAACGGAUAACGGCACCUACCGUUGCGAAGCCAGUAAUCAUCUGGGCACUAACCACGCUGAAUAUGUGCUCUUUGUGUACGAUGCCCCCACUACACCCUCUCCAUCCACAACUCCUCCCUCUGUAGCCAUCCUCCCAGACUCCACAGAUCCAUUAAACUUCAAGCGACCUGACUCUGCAGUGACCGGUCAAAGAGAUCCUAAUGCUUUGGGACAGCACGGUCCAGAUCAUGCUCUGAUUGGUGGAGUAGUAGCUGUUGUAGUCUUUGUCACCCUGUGCUUAAUCAUCGUACUGGGUCGAUAUCUGGCAAGGCAUAAAGGCACGUAUUUGACAAACGAGGCCAAAGGAGCAGACGAUGCCCCUGACGCAGACACAGCCAUCAUUAACGCAGAUGGAAACCACGCACACACAGAGGAAAAAAAGGAGUACUUCAUUUAGACUGCACUCCACUCACCUUUCUCUCUCUCUCGCUUCCUCUCUCUUUCUCGCUCUCAUCCCUUGCUCCAUGUUGGAAUCUUGUCUAGCAGCAGCAAACGUUUCUUCUUAACUCAUGUCCUACGAUCUUUAUUUGCAUCCAUUUUUUUUCUUUUAUCAGCUUGUCCUGAAUCACACCUGCUACUUUUACCAGACAUGGCUGCCGAUGCCUUUUUUUUAUUCACACUGUUCACAUUGUGUCUGUAAAAAAUAUUAUAACAAUAAUAAGAAAAUAGUUGGCCAAACCACCAAUUGAAUCCAAUUCAAUAUUUCACUUGAGUUUCUUUCAGAAGUCCUUAACCAUCACUUUCUCACAGUGCCUCAAUUAUAAUAUACAGACAUCCAUUCGAGGUUUUAGUCAAUGCCUUUAUUUGGGUCGAGUGUUUUAGAAUUGGCUGCUCGCUUUUUUAAUCUUCCGCACUAUUAAAAAACGCAGUAUCAUCUCUAAUGUAUAUAUGUAUUUUUUUGGUUUCUUUUUACUCUUUACAGUUCAUUCCAACACUGUUGUAAUUUUUCUUCAAUUUAAAAGAAUAUAUAUACCGGAAACCAUUUUCUUAAAAAAAAAAAAAAAAGAAAUUAGCUGAUACCCGUUUUAACUUACAAAAAAUGCUGAUCAGUAAUUAGUGUGUGUUCCAUAGUGUGAGUGAAGAUUUACGCAAUCGGACUGAUAGCUCAGGCUCAUAUUAACCAGUAUUGUACCUGAAAUGUAGAUAUUGGCAAGAAGCCUAUAUGAUAGUUCAAGGGUCAUGAUGCAUCAACUGAAUACUCCUAUGUUUUACAUCAUCCAAAAAUAAAAGUAGCUAGUAUGAUAGAAGGCCAGGGGUUGUAGACUAAGGACACACCAGUGAAUUAAUGAAGUUUUUUUUUUUUUUUUUACAUAUAUAUAUAUAUAUAUAUAUAUAAGCUCAUCAUGUUGCUGUGUUUUUGUGAAACACUGUGUCUCUGGCUCAUCUGCGCUGUCUAACUCAAACUACAGAAUAUAAUGGUUAUGUUCACAAAUACAGACUUUUCUGCUUUUUUUUUUUGCAUCUGCCGUUCAUUUAAAUGGACAGAUUUCAGGCAUGGAAAAGUUUAUGAUUGUUAUCUGGUUUCCAAAAGAAGUAAAAAAAAAAACAAAGUGCUGUUUAAUCCUUAAAUCUAAAGGACAGAAGGUGAUUUCAAUAUUUCUUGUAAAAUCACCUCAAACAGUAGGGCCUGGUUGUAAUACUAAUAUGUUUCAUUAUACACACACACAUAUAUAUAUAUAUAUAUAUAUAUAUAUAUAUAUAUAUAUAUAUAUAUAUAUAUAUAUAUAUAUAUAUAUAUAUAUAUAUAUAUAAAAUAAGGAAUCAGUUUGAACAAAAUACAAAUCUAUAAAUAAGUACUCUAUAUUACUGGUACUGGUUAAUAGGCCCAAUAAUAACUAGACACCCAACACAAAAUCAGCUAAAACACUUUGGUGAUAUUGGACUGAUAAUUAAUGGCUCAUACAGUAGAUAUGAACAGUGUUGCUGAUUUUUACAUUCACGCAGCUUGUGAUAAUCAGACCUGUGCCAGAAAUAUCAUUUUCGUCCAUUCUGUAAUGUGAACAUAAUCAGUCAUUGCAUUGCAAUGGGCAUGUGUCUUUUUCUAAGUACACACUGCUGCAGUUUCUAUCAUGAACAUCAACCCGUAAACUUUUUAAAUGAUAAAUGAUCAGUUACAUUCAAUUACAGGAACACAAAGGAAAAUGUAACAGGCUCUUUUUUUUUAAUCUAAAGUCCAGAGUCCAGAAAAAAUAAUUGAAGGUGUUUUGUGGCAUUUGGUGUCCGCUUUUUUCUCUACAUCUGAUAAAUAAAUUAAAUAUAAGAAGCACAAGAGAGUUUGGACUACAGAGUGGCUGUUAGAAAACACACAGAUGAUGGCUAAGAAAACUAAUCGGAAAUUUUUUGUAAAUCAGUGAACAUGAUGUAAAACAUAUUAUGAUCAUUACAUCUCAUCUGACACUGAUGAAUGAUUGCAUUGUUUUUUAUUUUAUUUUAAGUAGUCUAUGUCUCUUUAUUAUUUUUUUUAAUAUAUAUAUAUAUAUAUAUAUAUAUAUAUAUAUAUAUAUAUAUUCCUUCUUUUGGAUUUCUGUAAUAAAUAGCGCCCUUGUUAAUAUGGCUGUAUAUUACAUCUGCUAAAUGUAGUAAGUAGUGAAAAUGUUGUCAGAGAUUGGGACCCCACAUAUCAUAUACGUUUGUAUAUUAGAUUAUUAUUCACAUGACUUAAAAUUAUGUUUCCUUGUUUUGUUGGUUUGGUACAUGGGGAUUCUUAAUAAGCGCUCUACAUCUUUUUUGUACACAGUUUAAUUUUUAGCAUCAGGUGUAUAUACUGUACAAGCAUUACAUUUGGUAUAAAAAACAUUUGAUGUGAUUUUAUUUUAGAUCUUAUAGUAAAAUGGUGGAGAAACUACUUACAGUGAGAAAAGUUUGGAAACACCUAGUCUUCUAUGGUUUUUGAGAAACAUGUGCAUGUUCCUUUUGUUUUUAUGUUAUAAACUAGGUCAUGUCAUGGUAUGAAUAUUUGAGUUGGACCAAACAAAUGUAUAAAUGUACACAUGUACUUUAUUUUCAUUAAAAAAUCCUCCCAUGAAUAACACACUCUUUACACACACUUGGCAUCUGGAUGGUUCAUUUCGACAAAAACAUUCAGCUUAAAUAAUUUGCCAUGCCUCUUGUAAAACGUGCCAAAGUUGAACUUCUCUGUUCUUUCUGACUUUGCAAUCCAGUUUAUCCCAGAUGAGUUCAGUAGGACAUUAGGUGUGUUACUGGGCAGGCCAAUCCAUGAUAGAUAACGCUCGAGCUGAUUGUUUGCCCUGAAAAAAUACAGAACAUGGACAUAUGCUUCAAGUCAUUGUCUUGUUGUAUGUUGAAGUUGGUUCCAAUUAGCCGCAGUCCAGGCAGAAUUGCAUUGCACUAAAGUACAGAGUGGUAGCAAUGUUGGUUUAAUAUUCCUUUCUCCUUGAAUAAAUCUCCAAUCAUCCCUGCUCUAAAAACCUCACACCAUUAUGUCUCCAUCUUCAUGUUUGACUGUGGGUAUGAGGCAGUCUGCUAGCAUCAUCUCUCCUUUUUCUAUAACUUCUUCUAUUAGAGCAAAAAAUGUCCAAUUAGGACUUAUCGUUACACAGAACUUUCUUGCAGUCAUUCACUGUCCAAUUCUUUUCGUGUUUUUGCCUUUGACCGAGUUUGUUGCAUAGAAACAAAAGGAACAUGCAUGUGUCUCAAAAACCAUAAAAGGCUAGGCGUUUCCAAACUUUUGACAGGCACAAUACAGUAUGUAUGAAAAGAGAAAAUAGUAAAUAUUGAAUAUGCCUUUAAGGACUUAUAAUAGAUGCUGCAAAUAAAGGUAGUGUUGGAAAGCGGAAACAUAGCAUUGAAUUCAAGCCCUUAAUGUAUUAUUGGUCAGAGUGCAUACUGUAGUUAAGGGACAUGAGGAAUUGAUUCCUCAGUUUGUUGUGUAGAAAGAGAAUUAUUAAUGCUGCGGAAAUGUUAGGAGGUGUAGCAGAAUUGCUGAAAUUUUGUUUCUAUUGAAUUUCUUUAGCGUACAACGUGCAGAAUGGGCAGGCUAAAAUCCUUCACUUCCAGCUUCAUGUAUCAUGCAGAAAAGCUCCCGAUAAAGUCACAUCCUGCAAUGGUAUGAUUUUAUUGUACAGUAUCAGUAGGUUGCAUAAACUCAGAUCAGACUCUAUGAUAUAAUUUUGUAAAAUGGGUCAGAAAACGAAAAAUUUGAUUUGAUUUGGCAAAAAGACACCUGUUGGAUACAAUGGAAUUGGAAAACAAUGGGAUAAACCAGUGGGACUGUUCAGAACAGCUGAAACACUGCCAUAGGUCCUGCGAAAUUGUAGCUGAAGUUACUUCAAGAGACAGUAGUGUCUUUCUUUCCUGUGAAGAUUAAUGUCGAUUGGACUUAUCGGAUAUACAUGUCCAUGUGUUUGGGAGUGCACCAGGGCUAUGUUGCGUGGAGUAGGAGCAGACUGACUUCUAACACCACAGAUGUUUCUGUGGUGAUAAAAGCUGUGCAGGAAAUUGUAAUGCCUGUUUUCAGGUGGGCUUUCUUUGCAAAUUUAUUUAGAUGGGAGAUUAAUAUCAGUUUGUUCAAAUGGAGCAACUUUUCAAUAAUUUCAUCUCCUGGUGCAUCUGCUGCAUCCAGUAUUUAACCUGAAGCCAUAUCAUUUUGAUUUUUAAGUUGUUUUAACAAUUUCUUCAUGCCAAUGCUGCAGGCUGUGCAAAGCACGUUGAGAUUUAUAAUAUGACUUAUAACUUAAAUUGUUUGACCCAUGACUUUAGGUACUAAAGAAAACAAAAAAAUGACUUUUUUCUUUUAUCAAUUCCUAUUAUCCCAUAUAAGCAGAUCUUUAUUUAGCAGAUUGUUGCAGUGACAGCACAGGUGCCGCUGAUGUCUUUGGGCUCCGUCAUUAGGAGGUUCAUCACGGCACAAAUGUUUGCAGGUGCUGUGGAGUGUAGCUUUUUCGAAAAGCUGUGAAAUUUCUCUCAGUUCAGGCGUAACUUGUAAUUGGGCCUGUAAUAUAUGAGGUGAAAUGAUCUUUAACACACCUGAAAACGCUCUAACUCUCGAAUUUUAUUUCUGCCCUACUAGCUGCGGCAUGUUACGCUCGAAAACAUAAAAAUAAUGAAACACACGCGGAGAUUUGCCAAGUGUGUAAAUCAUGAUUAUAUGUAAAUGGGUUCUGUUACAAAAUUUUGUCACAUAGCUUGGAUACAGUAUUUUAUAUUUAUUUAGUUUUGUUUUGGUGGGCUUUUUUCUAGCAAAGAUUUUUUGUUUUGUUUUGUUCCAAUGUUGUUCUUUAUAAAUAGACUAAACCCCGGUCCGACCUUAGAAACGAAAUUAAAUCCAUUUUGCAUUAUGUUAAAUUUUUUAAACACAUUUCUUUUUGUCAAAACUGCCUGUUUAUUUUGCUUUGAUAGCAGAACAUCACACAUUGCUGUUUGUUUAAAGAUAAAUAAAUGCAAACAGUAGUUUAUGAUGUCCUGCACUGAUAUUUGGAUCAAUGCAAUUUCUGUACAAAUGGAAUAAUUGAUAUUUGAGUCAAAAAUUCGCUUAGUAUGUAACUCAAAGAGCAUGUGAUUCCAUUUCUUUGGCUUUUUUUUUUUGGCGUCUCAGGAAUGUUUUUUUGGGGGGGGGUUUAUCAUUUGAUUAGACAAAUUUUCCAAAGCACCUCCCAUCCGCUGAUGCUCUCUGUAUCUGUUACAGUUCAAAACGGGCAAUUAUUAUGUUAAUAAAAAAAUCUCAGUGUUUAAGGUU